This is a messenger RNA of Trichomonas vaginalis G3, 241 nucleotides long. RefSeq lists its product as uncharacterized. NCBI's taxonomy places the organism in Eukaryota, Parabasalia, Trichomonadida, Trichomonadidae. The transcript has a single exon. The record is from RefSeq and is a predicted model, not a curated record. The annotation marks the transcript as partial.
AUGGGUUUAUUUGGCGCAUUAGCAGGAGUUGCAUCCAGAUUUUUGCCCGCAGUUGGAACAAUAGCCAGAGGUGUAUUUGGAGUUGGAAGGAAGAUUUUGAGUACAUUAGGUAUACUUAAAGAGAAAGCACAACCUAUUAUACAAACUGUACAGAAAGGUUGGGAUGUAGCACGAGAUGCAACAAAUCUUAUUCCAAAUCCUGAAACAAGAGGAAAAGUUCAAGGAUGGAUGGACAAUGUAG